Molecule: messenger RNA, 1197 nt
Organism: Rosa rugosa (rugosa rose)
Lineage: Eukaryota; Viridiplantae; Streptophyta; Magnoliopsida; Rosales; Rosaceae
Product: GEM-like protein 1
Exons: 4
Coding region: 95-973 (292 amino acids)
Source: RefSeq, a predicted model, not a curated record
UUUCCCUAAGCCUGGUUCGUCGGCCAUUUGUCCACUCUGAUCGUCCUUCUCGGAAUCUCCGUCGUCGUUUUGAUUAAGACAAAACCAAACGAAUAUGAGUGAGCAGCAUCAGGUAGCCGGCGACACAAAGCCUCCUACUCACUCCCAAGACUACGCUCCUUACCCUAAGCUCGAUCCAAACGACGUCGCUCCGCCUCCCCACUCCGAAACCUGGACCUCCGUCUCCAUCGCCUCAGAAAAGUCCGAAUCGCCGUCAGUCCCGUCAGCGCCGUCCGUCGCGAAUCCCGAAGUACACCCCGAGGCUCGGGCACCGCCGAUCCCCGCGGACAACGCCGCCACCACCAUGCCGCUGGAGUCCAACCCUUACGUCACCAAUCCGGCUCCGCCUCCUUCUUCGUCCGUCAAGAAUACGGUGGAUUCAGUGAAAGAUGUUCUUGGAAAAUGGGGAAAGAAGGCUGUGGAGACUACCAAGAAGGGUCAGGAUCUUGCGGGCAACAUGUGGCAACACUUGAAAACAGGACCCAGUUUUGCUGAUGCUGCUGUAGGAAGAAUUGCUCAGAGCGCAAAAGUGAUUGCUGAAGGUGGUUAUGAGAAGAUCUUUCAGAAAAAUUUUGAGACAGUCCCUGACGAGCAACUUCUGAAGACAUUUGCUUGCUAUCUGUCCACAUCUGCUGGCCCCGUAAUGGGAGUUAUAUAUUUGUCAACAGCAAAGCUUGCAUUUUGCAGUGAUGACCCCCUUUCAUACAAGACUGGUGAUCAGACUGCAUGGAGCUAUUAUAAGGUGGUUAUUCCAUUACAUCAGCUAAAGGCAGUCAACCCAUCAACGAGCAAAGUCAAAGCAGCUGAAAAAUACAUCCAGGUCAUCUCUGUUGACAACCAUGAGUUCUGGUUUAUGAGCUUUGUAAACUAUGAUAGUGCUGUGAAACACCUUCAAGAAGCAGUGCAGCCCCACCCCCAGCCCCACAGCUUGUAAUGAGUGUAAGGCUAAAUCUUUGCUGUGUCACAGAAAAGUCCAUAGAUGAAUACAUGAGCAUUAAUGUCUAUGUUCUAUGUUGUUUUGAGUAGUGGAAUUGCAAUGUAAUAUGCUUGUUUUUAGAACCCCAUAUUUUCUUAAACAUUUGGAAUGAGGGAGGUUUACUCAAAUUCAUAUAUUUUGUUGUAAAUGACAUUUGUGAUUAUGUACAUCAUAUUUCAGAC